Dendrobium catenatum is the source of this 857-nucleotide messenger RNA. Its product is annotated as lipase. The annotation marks the transcript as partial. The transcript has a single exon. The record is from RefSeq and is a predicted model, not a curated record. NCBI's taxonomy places the organism in Eukaryota, Viridiplantae, Streptophyta, Magnoliopsida, Asparagales, Orchidaceae. Gene Ontology annotation, molecular function: triacylglycerol lipase activity. Gene Ontology annotation, biological process: lipid metabolic process.
AAUCAAAAGAAGAAAAUGGGUUAUGUUUGGAAUUGCUUGACCUCUUUGAUCCAUAACGCGUUCUUGUUAAGUUUUAACAAAUGCUACCUCUUCUCCUUUUCAGAAUACCUGAAGAACAGAGGAACGCAAGCCUUCAUCUGCUGUGACAAAGCCGAGGACGCCAAUGCCAUCGUUUUGGCCUUCCGCGGGACUGAGCCCUUCAACGCUUACGACUGGAUUACGGACGUCGAUCUUUCCUGGCUUUCCAUGGGAAAAUUUGGCAAAGCCCAUCUUGGUUUCAUGAGAGCACUUGGGCUCCAAGACGAGAAAGACGUUGAGAAAGGAUUCCCCCGUGAGCACGCGGGGCAUGAAGAAGGCAAAUUGCUGGCUUAUUACGCCAUUCGGGAGGAACUGAAUCAAUUGCUGGAAAAGCACAAACGAGCCAAGAUCAUCAUAACCGGUCACAGCCUCGGUGGAGCGCUAGCGAUUCUGUUUCCAGCACUACUAGCCAUGCACGAGCGGCACGACAUCAUAGACAGAAUCCAUGGCGUGAUGACUUAUGGCCAGCCGAGGGUUGGAGAUGCGGUGUUUGGACGGAACGUGCAAGCCGUUUUGAAGUCCAAGUAUCAUAGGAUGGUUUAUAGGUACGAUAUAGUCCCUCGAGUUCCAUUUGACAAGCCCCCCGUUGCUUUGUUCAAGCACUUCGGCACCUGCAUUUACUUCACAAGUUGGUAUGAAGGCAAGGUGCGUAUGCUAGCUUUACUUCCACCUUUUAGGCUAGAGCAUCUCCAAUGGAACGUCAUUUUCUAUCCUUCCAACCGAUCAUUAUUUUUGUCACUAUUUGAUCGCGGGUUAAUAGUGCGACGCCAAUUGGGAUC